This is a messenger RNA of Dermacentor silvarum, 842 nucleotides long. Its product is annotated as NADH dehydrogenase [ubiquinone] 1 alpha subcomplex assembly factor 4. The transcript has 3 exons. Bases 99 to 764 code for a protein of 221 amino acids. Gene Ontology annotation, cellular component: mitochondrion. NCBI's taxonomy places the organism in Eukaryota, Metazoa, Arthropoda, Arachnida, Ixodida, Ixodidae. Gene Ontology annotation, biological process: mitochondrial respiratory chain complex I assembly. The record is from RefSeq and is a predicted model, not a curated record.
AUGGCUUUGGCUUUUUGUUGCAGUCUGCAAUGAAUGCCAUGUGGUUGCAUAGACUCAGAUCAACGAGCAGCUUAUCUUGCUCGUUUUAGGUAUUUAUCAUGGGAAACCGGCUGGCGGCCUUCGUUAGCAAGCCCAUCAGGGAUUUUAAUAUCGAAAACCGCGUAGACAAGGUUAUCACCGUCGGAAAACCCAAGGCGGCGCCUCGCCAUCCGAGCGACGCCAAGCACGAACCGGAGACGGCGCUUACCGACGCGAGCAAGGUGCUAGAAAAACGGGAGGACCUUUUGGAGCGUUUGAAAAGCGUGAAGGUGGUCUCGUCAGAUCGGGACUCGCAGGUGCAACAAAGUGCGCCACCCGGGUCGGGUCGGCCACUGCCACAGAGCCGAGCAGUGCCGCAGCAGCACAAGUACGGCUUCUUCGAGCCGAGCGUGGUUCCACGGGGACGACUGACGCUGCGUCAGGCUACGCAGCUGCUGGCCGACGUGAAGAAUGACCCGGACACAUUCACUCCCGUGGCCUUGGCUGCGCAGUACAGCCUCGACGAAAAGGAUGUGCACAACGUGCUGCGCUACUUCAGUGUCUUCCGCAUGCACUCAGUGCAGCCUGCCAAGCUCGGCGACCUGACCGCCAUCGACACCAUGAAAGACGCGCUACUUCCGACUAAGCAAGACCCAGCGGACAGCAAGGAUGAGGAGAAGAUUGUGAAAGAAAGUGAACAGACAGUUGGUGCACAAGACAGUAGGACACCUGGCACUAAGAAGUGAUAGGUGGAGCUGAAACAGAAGUUGAAUGUAGGACAUGGUGAAUGUGUGUGCAUACGAAUGGUGUGGCAAGGGGAGGCG